Mauremys reevesii (Reeves's turtle) is the source of this 2306-nucleotide messenger RNA. It is a transcript of the gene GPR173, whose product is annotated as G protein-coupled receptor 173. The record is from RefSeq and is a predicted model, not a curated record. Gene Ontology annotation, cellular component: plasma membrane. Gene Ontology annotation, molecular function: G protein-coupled receptor activity. Gene Ontology annotation, biological process: G protein-coupled receptor signaling pathway. Bases 741 to 1853 code for a protein of 370 amino acids. NCBI's taxonomy places the organism in Eukaryota, Metazoa, Chordata, Testudines, Geoemydidae. The transcript is spliced from 2 exons.
ACAAGAUGGUCGGAUCCCGGCCGCCUCCCGGCUCCUUUGUGGGGACCGGAGCCUGAGCCCCACCCCCGCCUGCGGGCUCAUCGGGGGGAGGCCGGAGCCCCCCUUCCCGGCUGGAAUCCGGCGUGACUCCGGAGCCGCACCCUGCAUUACCCCCACCCCCCCCGCGCACACACCGGAUUGAACCGGGGUCCUGGGGAUGGAGCGAGCCGGCGGCGGGGGGCCGCCCGGGCCAGGCCGGCGCCCCGGGACCCGCUCCGACCCCGAUCUACCCCCUUGGAUCUAGCCGGGAACCCGGGUUCCCUCUGGGGAGCGAGCCGAUCCGGAUUGCAAUUGGCUCGAUCUGCUGGAGGCGGCGGCUGUGCUGAAGAGGGCAGAUCCGGACUCACUCCGGAUUGAGCGGAGGCAGGGAUCCGCUGGAGGAGAGACCCGGCGCCUUGGAUGUCAUCGAGGCCCCGAUCCGGGUAACUGGGGGGCCGCGGGGAGUAUCCGGGCUCUGGAGGCGGCCGAAGCGGGGGGGCAGCUCCCCCAGCCCCCCACGCAGCCCCCCGAGCCCUGUCCGGCCGGCAUGGGGGGCGGCCCGGCGGAGGGACCCCCCGCUCCCCACAGGGCCUGAGCGCGGGGGCAGGGGACUCGCCCCCCCCAACCGGGGCAGGAUUUGGGGGUCUCGCCUCACGUCGGGGAGCAGCGGAACGGAGAGGCCCCGGGGCCAUGGGCCGCCCCCGCUAGCCGGCCGGCCGGCGAUGGCCAACGCCAGCGAGGCGGACGAGCCGGGCCUGCCGGGCCCCCCGGCGGCCUCCAGCUACGCCAAGCUGCUGCUGCUGGCGCUGAUCAUCUGCCUGAGCCUGGCGGGGAACCUGGCGCUGGCGCUGCUGGUGCUGAAGGAGCGGGGGCUGCACCGGGCCCCCUACUACUUCCUGCUGGACCUGUGCCUGGCCGACGCCGUGCGGGCGGCCGUCUGCUUCCCCUUCGUGCUGCUCUCCAUCCGCCACGGCUCGGCCUGGCCGCACAGCGCGCUCGGCUGCAAGGUGGUGGCCUUCCUGGCCGUCCUCUUCUGCUUCCACGCCGCCUUCCUGCUCUUCUGCAUCAGCGUCACGCGGUACAUGGCCGUGGCCCACCACCGCUUCUACGCCAAGCGCAUGAGCCUGUGGAGCUGCGUGGCCGUCAUCUGCAUGGUGUGGACCCUCUCGGUGGCCAUGGCCUUCCCGCCCGUCUUCGACGUGGGCACCUACAAGUUCAUCCGGGAGGAGGAGCAGUGCAUCUUCGAGCACCGCUACGUCAAGGCCAACGACACGCUGGGCUUCAUGCUGAUGCUGGCCGUGCUGGUGGGGGCCACGCAGGCCGUCUACGGCAAGCUGCUCUGCUUCCAGUACCGGCACCGCCGCAUGAAGCCGGUGCAGGUGGUGCCGGCCAUCAGCCAGAACUGGACGUUCCACGGGCCGGGCGCCACCGGCCAGGCGGCCGCCAACUGGCUCGCCGGCUUCGGCCGGGGCCCCAUGCCGCCCACGCUGCUGGGCGUGCGGCAGAACGGCCACGCCGCCAGCCGCCGCCUGCUGCGCAUGGAGGAGUUCAAGGCGGAGAAGCGGCUGGGGAAGAUGUUCUACGUCAUCACCGUCCUCUUCCUCCUCCUGUGGGCGCCCUACAUCGUGGCCUGCUACUGGCGGGUCUUCGUCAAGGCCUGCAGCAUCCCGCCCCGCUACCUGGCCACCGCCGUCUGGCUGAGCUUCGCCCAGGCCGCCGUCAACCCCGUCGUCUGCUUCCUGCUCAACAAGGAGCUGAAGCAGGGGCUGGCGGCCCGCGUGCCCUGCCGCAGGACAGAGCCCCCCCUGCCCCGGGAGCCGUACUGCGUCAUGUGACCGGGCCGGGGCACAGCGAUGGGGGGCCGGGGGGAGACUGGACGUCCCGCGCCAAUCCGGAGUCACUCCCGACUGCAGUGGGGUCGGGGCCGGAUUCUGAUCUCAGUCAAUCCGGAGUCACUCCCGACUGCAGUGGGGUCGGGGCCGGAUUCUGAUCUCAGCCAAUCCGGAGUCAAUCCAGAGUCACCCCCUGACUGCAGUGGGGUCAGGGCCGGAUUCUGAUCUCAGCCAAUCCAGAGUCAAUCCAGAGUCACCCCCUGACUGCAGUGGGGUCGGGGCCGGAUUCUGAUCUCAGUCAAUCCGGAGUCACUCCCGACUGCAGUGGGGUCAGGCCGGAUUCUGAUCUCAGUCAAUCCGGAGUCACCCCCUGACUGCAGUGGGGUCGGGGCCGGAUUCUGAUCUCAGCUAAUCCAGAGUCAAUCCGGAGUCACUCCCUGACUGCAGUGGGGUCAG